AGCUGUCUGAAGUCAAUAUCUUUCUGACAAAAUCUUCACUAACACACAAAAGAGAAGAGAGAGAGAGAAAGAGAGAACGCAAAAAGCUCUCAAAUCCGCCGUAGCUGAGCUUCCCUUCUCCUUCUUGCACUCUUCUCCACCCUCCAAAUGAACCCUCAAGCUAACAAUCACCGGAAUGAACCCUCGGCGACGGUAGAUCCCACGGCGAGACUCAAUUCAGGCGGAGGAGGAGGAGGAGGAGCUAGGUACAAGCUGAUGUCACCGGCUAAGCUUCCGAUCUCGAGGUCUACUAACAUCACGAUUCCUCCUGGCUUGAGUCCGACGUCGUUUCUUGAAUCUCCAGUUUUCAUCUCCAACAUCAAGCCUGAGCCUUCUCCUACUACUGGUUCGCUGUUCAAGCCCCGGCCAGUGCAUGUUAGCUCAAGUUCUUAUACAGGUAGGGCAUUCCAUCAGAACACCUACACCGAGCACAAGGCCAGUGAAUUUGAAUUCAGACCUCCUGCAUCCAAUAUGGUGUAUGCAGAGCUUGACAAGCAUAAAAGGGAUUCACCAGUACAAUUUCAAGGUCAGGGCUAUGGAUCCUCACACUCACCUUCUUCCAUCAGUGAGGCUGCAGCUUCCUCAAGUGAGCAAAACCGGCCAACCCCUCCUGUUCAGACGCCACCAACGAGCUCAGAUAUUCCGGCCGGAUCUGAUCAAGAAGAAUCAGUCCAGACAUCGCAAAAUGAGUCCAGGGGAAGUGCGCCAACGGUGUUGGCUGAUGAUGGUUACAACUGGAGAAAGUAUGGUCAAAAGCAUGUCAAAGGGAGUGAAUUCCCCCGGAGCUAUUAUAAAUGCACACAUCCUAACUGUGAAGUGAAGAAGCUAUUUGAAACGUCUCAUGAUGGCCGUAUCACGGAUAUUAUUUACAAGAGUACACAUGACCAUCCUAAACCUCAACCUGGUCGCCGAAACUCUGGUGGUGUUGGUAUGGCUGCACAAGAAGAAAGGAUAGAGAAGGGCGUCUACAACUUGUCUCAAGCCAUUGAGCAAACUGGUAACACUGAAGUACCUUCUACAACUGACGAUGGUGGAGACAUUGCAGUGUCAAAUAGGAAUAAAGAUGACCCGGAGGAUGAUGAUCCAUAUACAAAACGGAGGAGGUUGGAUGGGACCAUGGAAAUAACUCCACUUGUGAAACCUAUCCGUGAGCCUAGGGUUGUUGUUCAAACCCUGAGUGAGGUUGACAUACUUGAUGAUGGUUAUAGGUGGCGUAAAUAUGGGCAGAAAGUCGUUAGGGGAAACCCAAAUCCCAGGAGCUAUUACAAGUGCACAGCUCCUGGAUGCCCAGUGAGAAAACACGUGGAGAGAGCAUCACAUGAUCCAAAAGCUGUUAUAACAACAUACGAAGGCAAACACAAUCACGAUGUUCCCACUUCAAAGUCCAGCAGCAACCAUGAAACCCAGCCUCGGUUCAGACCACCAGGUGAUACAGACACCAUAAGCCUCAAUCUUGGUGUUGGAAUCUCGUCUAAUGGACCUAACCACGCUUCCAACGAGAACCAACAACUCGUCAACCAAACUUACCCAAAUGGAGUCGGAUUCAGGUUUGUUCAUGCAGCUCCGAUAUCAACUUACUAUGCUAGUAUGAAUCAGUAUGGGCCUAGAGAUACCCAGAGCGAGACUCAAAAUGGUGACAUUUCGUCCCUAAACCAUUCAUCUUACCCGUAUCCGCAUAACAUAGGGAGAAUACAAUCAGGUCCUUAGAAGACAAAAAGGAAACAACACUCUUCUUAGGUUAUAGGAAUGGAAUGAAUGAGACAUUGUCUCUAUAUGAUUCCUCUUUCACUACAGAGAGCUGAUCUUGAUUAAAACUAUCUCCCACCAUAUAAUAUUUGUAUUUUGUCACCUGUUUUGAAUGUGCUGUAAAAAUUCAGAAGAUGUUAAUGCUUUUAUCAGUAUACUACUUCUAUGAAAACUCUGUUCUUUUUCGUCUUCCUAAGACAUGAUAAGGUUACAAUACUUCAGGCUGUUAUAU
Eruca vesicaria subsp. sativa (arugula) is the source of this 2017-nucleotide messenger RNA. The record is from the annotation of a GenBank genome assembly. Lineage: Eukaryota; Viridiplantae; Streptophyta; Magnoliopsida; Brassicales; Brassicaceae.